Molecule: messenger RNA, 1926 nt
Organism: Ramularia collo-cygni
Lineage: Eukaryota; Fungi; Ascomycota; Dothideomycetes; Mycosphaerellales; Mycosphaerellaceae
Exons: 4
Coding region: 1-1926 (641 amino acids)
Biological process (GO): protection from non-homologous end joining at telomere; double-strand break repair via nonhomologous end joining; interstrand cross-link repair
Molecular function (GO): 5'-3' DNA exonuclease activity; damaged DNA binding
Source: RefSeq, a predicted model, not a curated record
AUGUCGACAUUUGACGGCCACCUACCCGAAUUCCCACGCAUUCGAAUUGACCGUUUCCGCCUCAAUGAUGGCUCCACAGUCCCGUCACUGGCCAACUUCCUUUCACACAUCCACACUGACCAUUUAAUCGGUCUUGACUCGCCUUCAUAUGGCGGACCCUUCAUCUAUUGCUCAUCCGCCACCAGGGAAAUGCUUCUGAGACUUGAGAAGUAUCCAACCAGAAUGAACUUUGCAAACGGUUUGACUGAGACCAGGACCCAAACGUACAAGCAUUUGAAGAAGCUGCUGAAGCCGGUACCUCUCGAAGUUCCGACAUGGAUCGAGCUUUCAGACGGCUACAGAAUCCGGGUCACACUAUUUGACGCAAAUCACUGCGCAGGCGCCGUCUCCUUCUUGAUUGAGGGUGAUGGAAAAGAUGCCAAAGCCAUCUUGUAUACCGGCGACGUCCGAUCAGAACAGUGGUGGGUGCACUCUCUCUCACGAUAUCCAUUUCUCAAUCAGUAUCUGCGCCACGACAACAAAGAUCCACAUAAGCAGCUAGACACGAUAUACCUCGACACCACAUUCGCAAACAAGACAGAUCCCUAUCAGAGCUUUCCAUCAAAAGCGCAAGGGAUUGCAGAACUCAUCAGCAAGGUAUCGCAAUACCCAAAGGACACUGUUUUCUAUCUCAACUGUUGGACGUUUGGGUACGAAGACGUAUGGUCAGCUAUCGCCACGUACCUCGACACUCGCAUUCAUGCAGAUCAAUACAAGUAUGGCGUGUACGGAGCGCUCGGCAACAGCAAGGAGCCAAGAGCAUCGGAAUUCUUCAAGCUCAUCACGAGCUCGGUCGGCAAUCACGCYCAGCAAGGCUGUCUCGUUACCGACAGCGAGCCUCACCAAGUGCACUCAUGCGAACAAGGAACCUCGUGUUAUGUGUGGAAUGAGGAAUUCGUUCGCAUCACUCCCAUCAUCAGCAGAUAUGGUGGUAAAGCCAUGCGAGAGCCUGGAGCAGGCGGCGGCGAAGAUGACUUGAACCGACAGAUUGAGAUUGAGUUUCAAGAUCAAAGUGAAAUCAUCGAGCUUGUCGAAUUGAUAGCAUCCAAAUACCAGGACUUUCCAGAACUUCGGGCAGGCGUUAUCAAGCUGCUCAAAGAUGAGAUGUCUUCUCGUGGCACAGUGUCUCUGGAGCUGGCCGAUAUCCAUCCCGACACCGCCGAUGAUGCGAUGUCUCAAGAGCCUCCGGAGAUGGAAGAUCUCAAGCCUGAGGACAUCGUCAGCGCAUUGGCAAAACGAGUGGCAAGGACGAAAUUGGAGGCCGAUGCUCCUGAGGAAGCACCGAAGCAGUCCGGAAAUCUGCCAAAGCACAUCCUGUUCCCGUACUCCCGGCAUUCAUCUUAUGGCGAAUUAUGCUCUCUCAUCGAAGCAUUCAAGCCGAAGGACAUCUUUCCCUGCACUACGGUUCCUGAAAAGCACUGGACGGCGAACCAUUCAAUGGCCUACCUCUUCGGCCACCUCUACACCGAACCUCCCAACUUCAGACACGACCAGCUGAUGCUACGCAAUCUUAACGAAAGACCUGCGCCUGUAGGCUCGCCUCGCGUCCAGAAGCAAAUGGGAACCCCAGAAAUUACCAACAGCUCCAGCACAUUCCAGCCAUCAAGUUCCACGCCUUCGAAGAUGGCAAGCAAGCGAAAGACUUCGGUUGAGAGUCAGGAUGUUCGGGAGCGCACCGCACCGAAACGAAGGGUCGUAGAGGAUUCGCCACCUGGUGCAGACACGGUACCAAACUCGGAACCAGACGAAAUAAUGGACGCCGUCGAAUUGAAGCAUGCGUUCCGGCUUGAAGCAUCUGAUGCUGCGCUCGGCAAUAAUGGCAAGCAUUGGUCGACAGUCGGACUGGUGAGCGUUAGCGGCCAUCAGGAGAAAGAAGAGGAGCUAUAA